This is a messenger RNA of Vigna angularis (adzuki bean), 1312 nucleotides long. Its product is annotated as disease resistance protein RLM3. Gene Ontology annotation, biological process: signal transduction; defense response. The record is from RefSeq and is a predicted model, not a curated record. The transcript is spliced from 2 exons. Gene Ontology annotation, molecular function: ADP binding. The coding region runs from base 48 to 1238 and encodes 396 amino acids. NCBI's taxonomy places the organism in Eukaryota, Viridiplantae, Streptophyta, Magnoliopsida, Fabales, Fabaceae.
UUUAACAUCGGUGCUUUACCUUUGAAAAGUUGACUUCCAUUCUUUUGAUGGAGUUCGCUUCUUCUUCAUCAUCGUCAUCUUCAUCUUUCUUGAAAUCAGAACCCCAUUUCAUAUACGAUGUGGUCAUCAACUUUGGGGGAGAAGACAUCGGUAGAAGGUUCCUUUCUCAUCUUCAUUAUGCCCUUUUACAAGCUCAAGUCAAAACUUUUACUAGCGAGGAAAAUGGUCAAGAGGGAACGAAGCUGGAAGAACACAUGCGAGCAAUAGCAGCCUCUAAGAUUGCAAUAAUCGUUUUCUCCAAAACAUAUGCUGAAUCUAUCUGCUGUCUUAUUGAGCUUGAAGAAAUCAUUGAAUGCCUCAAAACAUUUGGCCAAAUAGUUUUGCCCGUAUUUUACGAGAUUGAUCCAUUGGAUGUUCGUGAUCAGACAAACGAUUUUGGAAAAGCAUUGGGACAAACUGCAAACAAAAGUUAUUCAGGAGAACAACUGGAACAUGCAUUGUCCAGGUGGAGCCGUGCACUCGCCAUAGCUUCAGGUAUCACUGGUUGGGAUCUCAGAAAUUUUAGGCAUGAUGCUGAAUUUGUGGAGGUAAUUGUUAAUCGCGUUCAGACAUUACUGGACUAUAAAGACUUGUUUAUUACCCAAUUUCCUGUUGGAUUAGAGUUUCACGUGGAAAAGGUGAUUGGAUGUAUUGAAAAUCAUUCCACCAAAGUGUGUAUGAUAGGAAUAUGGGAAAUGGUAGGAUCGGGUAAAACCACCAUAGCCAAAGCCAUCUAUAAUCGAAUUUAUCAUUUAUUCAUUGGUAAGAGUUUUAUUGAAAAUCAUAGAGAAGUUUGGGAUCAUACAUGGCCUCUUCAUUUGCAAGAACAAUUUCUUUACGAUGUCCUAAAAUCCAAGUUCAGAUUGCAAACCACUUGGAUGGGAAGAAUUAUGAUCGAGAACGAACUUUGUCGAAAAAAGUUGCUCAUUGUGCUUGAUGAUGUGAAUGAGAUAGGCCAAUUACAAAACCUAUGUGGGAGUCAUCAUUGGUUCGGUAGAGGAACUGUGAUAAUCAUUACAACUAGAGAUGUUGACUUGCUGAACCGACUCAAACUUAAUUAUGUGUAUAGAAUGUCUGAUAUGAAGGAAAAUGAGUCCCUUGGUUGUCAUGGCUUUAGUGAAGCAAAACCAAGAAAAGACUUGAAUGAACUUGUAAGAAACGUAGUUGUUUAUUGUGGAGGACUACCACUAGCUCUAUAAGGUCCUUGGUUCCUUUUUAUGUGGUAGGACAGCGGAAUAGAGGAAAGGUCUAUCAUUGAAUAAUAGUUUAUAGU